Leucoraja erinaceus (little skate) is the source of this 6616-nucleotide messenger RNA. Its product is annotated as E3 ubiquitin-protein ligase NHLRC1-like. The record is from RefSeq and is a predicted model, not a curated record. The transcript has a single exon. The coding region runs from base 228 to 1427 and encodes 399 amino acids. Lineage: Eukaryota; Metazoa; Chordata; Chondrichthyes; Rajiformes; Rajidae. Gene Ontology annotation, molecular function: protein binding; ubiquitin protein ligase activity. Gene Ontology annotation, biological process: protein ubiquitination.
GUCUGGCUUUUGGGGCCGGUGGCCAGAGGAAGACGUCAGUGAUGGGUCUCGGACGGAAACGUCACCCAUUCCUUCUCUUCAGAGCCGCUGCCUAUCCCGCUGAGUUACUCCAGCAUUUUGUAUCUAUAUCCUCGCUUUUAAACCAGCAUCUGCAGUUCCUUCCUGCACAGAAGACGUCAGGGGGAGGGUGAGGGUGAGGGUGAGGGCCGCUGAGUUGCAGGAGGCCGAUGUCCCUGCACGCCGCCCGCAGCCUCCUGCGGGACAUCCAGCUCAACGUGCUGGAGUGCAAAGUCUGUUUCGAGAUCUACAGCGACAGCGCGGAGCGCCGGCCUUGCGUGUUGCCCUGCGGCCACGCAGUGUGCCGCCAAUGCGCCGGGGCUCUGUCCCAGGGAGGGCGGCAGCUGCAGUGCCCGUUCUGCCGGCGUUGCGGGCCGCCUUCUCAAGCCAUCGACUGCCUGCCUCUGCUGCAGCUGGCGGAGCUGCUGAACCCAGUGCCCGAGGGCGGCGGCGGCAGCAGCAACAGCGGUAGCGGCCCGUGUCCCCUCACUCAGCCCCGGCUCACGGCCGUGCUCGGCGGCUGGGGGAAGCUGCUCAACCCCCGGGCGCUGUCUGUCUGCCCGAGCUCCGGGGCGCUGGCGGUGGCUGACGACGACCCCCGCCGCCCGCUGCGGCUGUGGGAGCGGGGAGAGGAUUCAUUGAAGCCCGCAGCCGCAGCCGCCGGAUUUAGCGGCUUGUUGUACCCGCUGGGUGUGGCGCUGGCCGGCGGUGGGCUGCUGCUGGUGGUGGCGGACGGCGGGGAUUCGUCCCUCAAAGUGUUCGCCCUGGGAGAGAGCCAAAAGCCGAGCGCGAAGACCAUCCAGGGCGACUUCGCUUUACCCUGGGGAGUGGCGGCCGGUCCAGGCUCCGACCAGGUGGCUCUGACCGACGCCCAGCGAGGUACCUUGUUGCUACUCAGCCUGCAUCUGCCCGGCGGCGGCUUAUUGAGCACCGAGACCGUGAGCGAGGGGUUGCAGUGCCCGCGGGAGGUGGCCGUGUGCCCGCUACACUGUUGCAUCCACGUGGUGGAGCAUUUGCAACCUCUCCCACCCUCCACUGCCUCCACCUCUUCUUGCAUCCGCCUCAAGACCUUCAACAGCCGCCGCCAACUCAUCCACCAACUCGACAGCAACGUCUUCAGCCCGGCCCGGCUCCCCGCCGGCCUCUCCGCCAUCGCCGCGGACGGCCGAGGCAACGUGCUGGUGGCCGACGGGCUAGGGGGCACGGUGGGUCUUGUGGAGGGUAUCACGGGAACCCUCCGCUACCGAGUCCUCAUCGCCGAGGGCCUGGUCCGGCCGGCGGGGCUGGCGUGCACCGCUGACGGAGAGCUGGUGGUGCUGGACAGCGGAGACCACACAUGCAAAAUCUACACCGCUCCCGAGGUGCCCUGAGCGUGCCGAGAUGUCCCCCCACAGCUCGUGACCAUCUCUCUGGGGAAAGAAGGUCCACCUUAACAUCCCUUCCAAAUCUCUUUUCCCAAUACUCUUGAUUUCAGUUCAGUUUAGUUUCACGAAAUGUGUUGGAAGGAACUGCAGAUGCUGGUCGAAACCGAAGAAAUACACAAAGUGCUGGAGUAACUCAGCGGGUCAGGCAGCAUCUCUGGAGAGGGGGAAUGGGCGACGUUUUGGGUUGAGUAGAAGGGUCUGAGUAGGAAUAAACGGGUCCCUGUCAGAAUGGCAGGCAGUGGCGAGUGCAAUGCCGCAAGGCUCGGUCCUGGGGCCACGACUAUUUACAAUAUAUAUUAAUUAUUUAGAUGAUGGGAUUAAAAAUAACACGAGCAAAUUUGCAGACAUGGGUUUCCUUGUACACCAGUCACUGAAAGUAGACAGGCAGGUAGAGCAGGCAGUGAAGAAAGCUAAUGGCAUGUUGGCCUUCAUAACGAGAGGAUUUGAGUAUAGAAGUAAAGUGGUCCUUCUACAGUUGUACAGGCCCUGGUGAGACCACAUCUGCAGUAUUGCGUGCAGUUUUGGUCUCCUAAUUUGAAAAGGACAUCCUUGCUAAUGAGGCAGUGCAGUGUAAAUUCAUGCAGUUCAUCCAUGGGAUGGCCGGACUGUCAUAUGAGGAAAGACUGGGCUUGUAUUCAUUGAAAUUUAGAAGGAUAGACUAUAGGUGCAGUAGGCCAUUCGGCCCUUUGAGCCAGCACUGCCAUUCAAUGUGAUCAUGGCUGAUCAUCCACAAUCAGUACCCCGUCCCUGUCUACUCCCCAUAUCCCCUGACUUUGCUAUCUUUAAGAGUCCUCUCAAGCUCUCUCUUGAAAUUAUCUAGAGAACUGGCCUCCACUGCCCUCAGAGGCAGAGAAUUCCACAGACUCACAACUCUCCGUGUGAAAAAGUAUUUCCUCGUCUCUGUUCUAAAUGGCUUAACCCUUAUUCUUAAACUGUGACCCCUAGUUCUGGACUCCCCCAACAUCUGGAACAUGUUUCCUGCCUCUAGCUUGUCCAAACCCAUACUUAUCUUAUAUGUUUCAAUAAGAUUCCCUCUCAUCCUUCUAAAUUCCAGAGUUUGCAAGCCCAGCCGCUCCAUUCUCUCAGCAUAUGACAGUCCCGCUAUCCCGGGAAUUAACCUUGUGAACCCACACUGCACUCCCACAAUACUAAUAGAUGACCAUUUAAGGAUAAAGGGGAAAUUUUAAGGAUAAAGAGGAAAUCUUUUAGGACCGAGAUGAGAAAAACAUUUUUCACACAGAGAGUGGUGAAUCUCUGGAAUUCUCUGCCACAGAAGGUAGUUGAGGCCAGUUCAUUGGCUAUAUUUAAGAGGGAUUUAGAUGUGGCCCUUGUGGCUAAAGGGAUCAGGGGGUAUGGAGAGAAGGCAGGUACAGGAUACUGAGUUGGAUGAUCAGCCAUGAUCCUAUUGAAUGGCGGUGCAGGCUCGAAGGGCCGAAUGGCCUACUCCUGCACCUAUUUUCUAUGUUUCUAUGACAGGAUCUUUACAAAUGUAUAAAAGGACUGGACAAGCUGGAUGUUCCCAAUGACGGGGGAGUCCAGAACCAGGGGCCGCAGUCUAAGAAUAAAAGGGAGGCCAAAAAGGCUGAGAUGAGAAAAAACCUUUUUCACCCAGAGAGUUGGGAAUUUGUGAAAUUCUCUGCCACAGAGGGCAGUGGAGGCCAAUUCACUGGAUGAAUUUAAAAGAGUGUUAGAUGGAGCUCGAGGGGUUGGCGGAAUCAAGUGAUAUGGGGAGAAGGCAGGCACGGGUUACUGAUUGUGGAUGAUCAGCCAUGAUCACAAUGAAUGGUGGUGCAGACUCGAAGGUCCAAAUGGCCUCUGCCUGCACCUAUUUUUCUAUGUUAUGUUUCUAUGUCUGACCCGAAACGUCACCCAUUCUCUCUCCGACCGGAAGGCAUUGCAGAGGGUGGUGAAAAUUGCCCAACGCAUCACCGGUUCCUCGCUCCCCUCCAUUGAGUCUGUCCAAAGCAAGCGUUGUCUGCGGAGAGCGCUCAGCAUCGCCAAGGACUGCUCUCACCCCAACCAUGGACUGUUUACCCUCCUACCAUCCGGGAGGCGCUACAGGUCUCUCCGUUGCCGAACCAGCAGGUCGAGGAACAGCUUCUUUCCGGCGGCUGUCACUCUACUCAACAACGUACCUCGGUGACUGCCAAUCACCACACCCCCCCCCCCCCCCCGGACACUUAUUUUUUAUUCAAAUCGUUUGCUAUGUCGCUCUUCAAGGGAGAUGCUAAAUGCAUUUCGUUGUCUCUGUACUGUACACUGACAAUGACAAUUAAAAUUGAAUCUGAAUCUGAAUCUGAAUCAGAUAUGCUGCCUGUCCCGCUGAGUUACUCUCGCACUUUGUGUCUAUCUUCAGUUUAGUUUAUUGUCACGUGUACCGAGGAACAGUGAAAAGCUUUUGGUGGGUGCUACCCAGUCAACAGAAAGACAAUACAUAAAUUUGCACUUCCUGGUGCAAGGAACGUGUGAACUGGAAGGCUUUAUUUAAUUUAUUUGAAGUGUAUUUUAAUUUAUUUGAAGUGUCUUGCAUCUAUUUCUGCAGUGCCACUCAAAAAACCUUACAAACUUAUGACAACAUAAUCCAUUUUUAUGGUUUUGACGGAUAUUUUGGUGUGGAAGAACCCAUUGCCUAUUCCAUCACAGGUACAGAAGGUCUCGACAUGAAACGUCACCCAUUUGUUCUCUCCAGAGAUGCUGCCUGGCCUGCUUUGUUACUGCAGCAUUUUGUGUCUCUAUGAGUACAGACCUCCCCACCAACAGAGGGAUCUAUAGGACGUGUUGAUUCAAGAAGGCAGCCAGUAUCAUCAAAGGCUCUUACCACCCUGGCAAUGCUCUCAUUUCAUUGCUACCAUCGGAAAGAAGGUGGUGCAGGAGCCUGAAAACCAUGACAACCGGGUUCAAGAACAGCUUCUUCCUAGCAACCAUCAGGCUCUUGAACACUGCACAAUACUAACCACUACCUCAACAACCAGGAUCUUCGAUGGAUUGUAUUUUUGGUUGCACUGCGGACUUCGAUUUUGCGCUAUUUGGUUGCACUACUACUGCUAUUACCCUAGUAGUUCAGUUCAGUUCAGUUAGUUUAUUCUCACUUGUACAUAGACAGCAGAGAUUCUAAUCGAACCAUUUACAGUGUACAGAUACAUGAUAAGUAUUAUUACUGUUAUUGAUUUAUUAUUUUAUUACAUAUUUAUUUUGUGUGUUAUGGUGUUUGUGAGUUUAUAUUAAUUGAAUUGAAUUUCUUUUAUUUUCAUUCAAACAUGUUUGAAAGUGUGCAGAAGGAAGAAUGUCACUUCUGUUGUCGGUACAUAUGGCAAUUAAACACUCUUUACUCUUGACUCUCUUGACAAUGAGAAUGUCAUGAUAUUGCAUAUUGAAGGAAGUAAAAUGAGUUUUAAGGUGAACCUAACAGCAAACUUUAAUGUUCGGGUACGUGGGGAACUUGGUGUUUAUAAAGUUGAAGCACUGUCAAGUUUUAGAAACCAGAAACUGCAGAUUCCGCCUUACUAAAAUAAACAUAAAGUGCUGGAGUAACUCAGUGGGCCAAGCAGUAUUCCUGGAUUGGUGACAUUUCGGGUUGGGAUCCUUCUUCAGAUGCUUGUUUCUCCAGGGAUGCUGCCUGACUCGCUGAGUUACUCUAACACUUUGUGUCCCAGUCAGGCUUUGUCUCACAGUAUUUGUGUAUGGUCUGAUUAUACUUAAUUAUACUUACUGUCCCACUUGGGCGUCAUUUGCGCAUCAUUUACGCGUCACGUUUACGCAUUACGCGUGCGUGGUGGCGUAGGCAGUGAUGCACGGUCGCGCGCGGCGCCCCAGGAUUUUGGGAUGUACAAAAUCUUCACGCGCCAUCUACGUGUGGUGCAAAUGACACCCAAGUGUGACAGGCACUUUAACAGCAUUGCAGCAUUCCUAACGAAGUGUUAAUUUGAACCACCAAUUUACACAGUCACUACUUCAAACAUUCAUACAUGUAUUCCAUUUUUCUCACUUCCUUAAGUUUACAUUUAACAAAGAGAGAGCAGAUUUAUCACCUUUCAAACUUCUGUAAAGCCAAUUUAAUAAUUCUGGAGGUUAGCUACCACCAUACAAGCAAAUAAGCCCUUUUAAUUUUUAGUUUUAGAGUCACAGCACGGAAAGAGGCCUUUCAGGUCACCAAGUCUGCGCCGACAAGCGAUACCCACACAUUAACAUUACUGUACACACACUAGGAAUAAUUCACAUUUCUACCAAGCCAAUUAAUCUACAAACCUGCACGUCUUUUGAGUGUGGGAGGAAACUGAAGAUCUUGAAGAAAACCCCCGCAGUCAUGGGGUUCAAAAAAAAAAUCCAUACAGACGGCACCCAUAGUCGGGAUCGAACCCGGGUCUCUGGUGCUGCAAGUGCUGUAAAGCAGAAACUCUACCACUGCGUCACUGUUUGCGCAAAUCAAAAUGUUGCAAACAAAUGAAUAAGAAGACAACUAUUUAGUUGUUUUAGCAGAGAUUUGGUAGCUGGAUGUGGUGAGCAUUGGCCAGUGGAUGGUGUAGCUGUAUCUAACUUUAACAAUAAAUGUUUCAUUUCAAUGAUGAAAUUCCUGGAAUUAAACAGAGCGGCUAAAUAUUUCAGGCAUUUUUUGGUAGCCUGCCAGGUUUAAAUUAAGCAAAUAAUGAGUCAGAGUUGUUGUUUGUUUAAAUGUUUAGAUGAAUUUGCAGAGAUUCAGAUACAGCACAGAGUAUCAUGUAAACAUUUAGGUUUGAUUAAAGGACAUUCCGAGAUCCUGUAAUGAAUUAUAAUGAGUUGCAAUUGUUCCCAUGAUGGGCCAGCUUCAUCCAAAGAAAAAUUUGGCAAUAAUGUCCCUUUUCCUCCUCGUUAUUUGUGAUCUCGUCUGAAGAACUUGGAAUUGCAGGCAUGUCUGCUAGAUUUACAAUUGGCUGGAUACAGCCUGGUAGUUAAGUAUAAUCCUCAGGGUGGCACCAAAUCACAUUAGUUGGAUUGGAUGCAGAUUCAAUCUCUGAUUUCUACUGCUUAUUUAGAAACAAGAGUAAAAUUACAGGCAAUCAUACAAACUAGAGUUUUAUUCCCAGGAAUGGAGAUGAGGGAAAGAUUUGACUAAAGUUUUCAAAAAUAUCACGUACAGUUGACAGGGUGAUUAUUGGACA